GAAGUCAGAAUUCUCCGCAGAACACCUUCUCCCCUAUAUGAUCGAGUGAAUAAUGUAUGUAACCCAAUUGAGAAACCAAGAUUCUAAAGAAGAGGUGUGAGCUUAAAACUGUAGAAUAUGAUAAUGGAUCCAAGUAAAACAUGAGCAAGUGGAACAUGUAACUACACCUGGAAGGAGCGAGAAAGGAAACACCAAAAUUAGAUUUGAUUCGCGAUUGUGAAGGCUCUCUUAAUUGUGAGGGGAGGUGGCCAUCAAUCACUUCUCUGAAACUUCAAUAAAUGUAGUUUGGUGCCAGCAAAAGAAGUCACAAAUGUGGAGGAAUGAUAUCUGUAUUAUACGCUUACUCAAGCAAUGUUGUCUGCUCUGCAAUUCUGCUGUCCGCUGAAAAUUUUCCCAGGUUUACCACUGGCAAUGUCAUUGUGGUAUAUGUGGAAUUAAUAUAUAUUUUCCUUAUUCCAAACAUAAUUAUAAAAUGCCAUUGCCGUCCACUUCUCAUUUCAAUCUCACAGCAUUAUUUAGAGAUGGGCUGUUGAAGGAGGUGCUGCACAUUCUGCUUACUACACACAACCCCCCUGAAGACUUCUCUACAUAUCUUCAAUUAUUGCAGAUCUGCAUUCUCAAGAACGCGCUUUCACAAGGGAAAAAAAUCCACUCUUUCAUCGCUCACAGGCGAUUUGCAUUUGCUACACGCACAACUUUUCAGAAUAACCUCAUUAACAUGUAUGUCAAGUGCCGAAGUUUGCUACAUGCACGUAAAGUGUUCGACCAUAUGAAAGAACGAGAUAGCGUCUCGUGGAAUACGAUUAUUGCAGCGUACAGAAGACAUGGGUAUCUUCACGAGGCAGUUACUCUGUUUCACUAUAUGCAACACAGAGGUUUCCAACUCGAUCAGUUCACAUUUGCCAGCGUACUCGCAGCCUGUGCCAAAAUGGGAGAUUUGGAAGAGGGUAUGGGUAUCCAUCAAAGGGUAAUGGAAGGGGGAUUUUUCUCAGAUGUUGUAGUUGCAAGUGCCCUAGUAGACAUGUAUGCAAAAUGUGGAAGGAUAGACAAGGCACGUGAACUGUUUGACAAAAUGCCUCAAAGAAAUGUGGUCUCAUGGACUGCAAUGAUUGUAGGAUAUGCAGAUUCUGGAUUUGUUGGAAAGGCACUAGAAACUUUUAAGCAUAUGCAACUGGCGGGUGUAAAGGCAGACUCCUCAAACUUUGCCUGCAUCCUCACUGCCUGUGCUCAAUUUGGAGCUUUGGAACAGGGUAUGAAUAUCCAUCGAGUCAUAAUUGAGAGUGGAUUUUCGUCAGAUGUCGUUGUUGCAAGUGCCUUGGUAGACAUGUAUGGAAAAUGUGGAAGCAUAGACAAGGCACGGGAACUUUUUUACAAAAUGCCUAAAAGAGAUGUGAUCUCAUGGACUGCAAUGAUUGUAGGAUAUGCACAAAAUGGAUUUGUUGAAAAAGCCUUAGAAACUUUCAAAGAAAUUCAGUUGGAAGGUGUAAAGCCAGACUCUACAACCUUCACCAGCAUCCUUCCAGCCUGUGCCAAAAUGGGAGCUUUGGAACAGGGCAUGGGCAUCCAUCAAAACAUAAUUGAAAGUGGAAAAUUUUCAGAUGCGGAAGUUUUGAAUGCCCUGGUAGACAUGUAUGCAAAAUGUGGAAGCAUUGACAAGGCACGUGAUAUAUUUGACAAAAUGCCACAAAGAAAUGUGGUCUCAUGGAAUGCCUUGAUUGCAGGAUAUGCACAAAAUGGAUUGUGCAAGGAUGCUCUCAGAAUGUUUGAAUUAAUGAAGCUCUCUGGAACAUAUCCCGACAUUGUAAGCUUUGGUUGUGUUCUAUUUGCAUGCAGCCAUGCAAGUUUAGUGGAUGAGGGCUGCACAUACUUCAAUCAUAUGAGUAAUUUUUAUUGCAUUACACCUACAGUUGAUCAUUAUGUGUGCAUGGUUGACCUUCUUGCCCGUGCUGGCCAUAUUGAGGACACUCUAAAAUUUAUCAUUAAGAUGCCAGUUAAACCUGUGGUGGUUAUGUGGAUGUGUUUUCUUGGUGCCUGUAGAUCACAUUUGAAUGUAGGCUUAGGAGUAUUUACAGCAAUGCUGCUUUUUGAUUUGGAUCCUAAAAAUCCUGCAACUUAUGUUCUUCUCUCAAACAUCUAUGCAGAAGUGGGCAGAUGGGGUGAGGUUCAAAUGGUAAGAAGAUUAAUGAGAGAUAGAGGAAUUAAGAAGAUCCCUGGAUGUAGUUGGAUUGAAGGCCAUAAAAUGGUACAUGCAUUUUGUGCAGGAGACAGGUCACACCCACAGACACAGGAGAUCUAUGCAAAAUUGGAGAAAUUGGCUUGGGAAAUGAAGGCAGCAGGCUAUAUUCCAGAUUCAAGACAGUCACUUAAUGAUGUGGAAGAGGAGGAAAAAGAAUUAUUUCUCUGCCACCACAGUGAAAAGUUGGCAAUUGCAUUUGGUUUGUUAAACACACCCCCCGGAACAACUAUUAGAGUUGUUAAGAACCUUCGAGUAUGUGCUGAUUGUCAUACUGCAGCAAAAUUUAUCUCCAAGAUUGUUGGAAGAGAAAUUGUCGUGAGAGAUGCAAACCGUUUCCAUCAUUUUAAAGGAGGACAAUGUUCUUGCCGAGAUUACUGGUGAUACUAAAUGAAGCAAUUUGUAGAACAGGCUUGCACUACAAUUCGUGCGUUGUGUCAGACGUGCACUAAUUCUGAGGGACAAGGAAAUUUGGGUAUAAAAUGAAAAGCUGGAGGAUGUGGAGAAUAGGAAAAUCAAAAGGGUGACCAUUGAAAAUUGAAUUACAUAUUCCAGAUUAUAUAUCUAUGGUGAACAACAACAUGGGUCCUUUCUGCAAAAAUCUAGAUUCUGAAGGAAAUUGGUUAUCUGCUGCAAGUUCAGGCAAAGUGGUGGAGAUUGGGAGGAAUUUAGCUGUAAUUUAUAACUCUCUUAAACCUGUAAGAGAUAUGCUAUUGUUUAUGCUGUUAAGAAAGGUAGAAUAUAGUUAUAGGAAGAUUCAGACAGCUAGCUUAUGUAAAGGGAGCUAUCCCCUUUUAAUAGCAUUUAUCUAUAAAAAUAAAAAGUAGAUAUCUAUGGGAUUUGAAAAACUCGCAUAAUAAGGUUUAUAGAUUGAUGUUAGAGAAAAAAUAAUAACAUUUGUAUAUGUAAAAACAAAAUCACAAUUUAUAUUGCAUUGUAAUAACACACUCAUGGACUUACAAAUCUGUGCAUGAUGAGAUUUAUAUAUUGCAUUGUAAUAGUACAUUCAUAGACUUACCAAUUUGUGCAUGAUGAGAUUUAUAAAUUGAUACUAAUGUGAUGAGGGUUUGAAGGUGGUUGGCAGAUAGCUAAAUAGAGCAUUUCAUAAGCAUUUGGAGUGAUAAUUGUUACCAAUUUUCUGCUCACAGGCCAAAAAUUUGCUUAUUAUUGAGUAAAUUUUAAUUAAAAGAAAAAAUGUGUAAAUGGCCUUGUAUUUUUUAAGGACAGUGAUUGUCAAAAAGAAAGCCUUUUUGUUUUAAAAAUAAUCCUUGAAUCCAAAAUAAAGUCAUGUUUUUAAAAUGCAAGGAGGGAAAGUUCAAAAUUUUAAGAGUUCCAUGAAAAGUGAGUAGGAGUUCCUGUUCUUUGCCACGUAGAAGCUCUUUUUAUCCUCCAUGUAGAGUUUAAUGAGCUUAGGGUUUUGAUAUUAAAAAUUGAGUUGUUACAGGAAGAAAGCCCUAUGCCUCUGCAAGUUUUUAGUCCCACUGCCAAGAACAACCAGUUACAAGCUAUGAAGAGCAGUUUACAAAGAUGUGUAGAGAUUAUUCAUAUUUGCAGAAGAUCUCAAAGUUUUUCAUGUAAGACAUGUUGCAUGCAAAGGAGGAGUGUUGGAGAGUUUAAGACCACGUGUUAAGCCACAUUUAAAGAUAUUUCAGUCUCAAACUGCAUGCGUAACAGAGGUCUGUUGCUUGUCUUUCUUGUAUUUAAGAGUUUGUUUGAGAAACUUGUGCAUGUAUAACGAUAUUUCAACUCAUAUGGAGCUGCAUAGAUUUGGUAUUAGUUUCUUUAUUUGGCAUUGUGUUUUCUCUUUUAAGCUCUGUCUAAAGCUCAGAUAAGUGGAGUUUAGGUAUAUUUGAAAAGUUAAUAGGACAAAUCAGGUUAUUGAAGAGAAUAGAGAGCAGCAGAGGUAUAGAGGCAUGAUGAACCCUAUCACAAUGAAAGAGUCAUAACCAAAUUAUGUCUCUACAAGAAAAGCAUCUGCAAUAAAGUCCAAAGUCAGAAGAGUGCCAUUCCCGUGAGUAAGAGCUUUGACUACAUCAAAGGCAUAGAGACAGAGGUAUAUUUCUUGUUUACACAGCCCAUAAAGCUUAUGACCAGUCUUCUUAGCACUAUGAACAGUCAAGGAACUUUUAAUAAGUAUGGAUAGAUCUGAAACAACAAAAGCAUGCUGCAAAAGAGUCAUUCACAGUCAUUAGAAGGUUUUGAAAUGACAGUAUAAAAAGGAUACAGUGGAAGCCCAAGGUUAGGAACAGUUCAAGAUCAGAGAUACAUAGAAAUGAUAGCUUUGAGCCAUAAAGACAGUCAUAAACAUAGCAUAUUCACUGAGUCAUGAAGAUUUCUUGUCCUCAAAGUCAGUCUUCUCUUUGUUUAUUUGUCACAACAUCACCUUUACCAGCGAAUCAGUUAAAGGACAAUCACCAUGAUAAAGAAAUCAUAGAGCAGCAAUCUGGGACAAUAUCAUAAGGAGUUUCAAGGAAACCCAAGCCCAAAAUUUUUGCUCCCAAGUAUCCAUCUCACAUAUCAUACCAAGCUGAUAGUAUGCUCAGAUUAUAGGAGCAAAUAGAAGUGUUUUAUAGAAGACAUAAUGCAUGAUUGUCUUCAGAUUGUAAAGGAAUAAGGACAGUGAUAAAGCCAAUAUGAUGAAAAACAGUGAGCUUCAGAUUUCAUACUGAGUAGUCAAAUAAAUCAAGAGGGUUGUAGUAUUAAUGAGCAGUGUCUCAGACCCAAAAAGCAGAUUUGAGCACCAAGAACAGUGAGAAGAGGUUUUGUAAAGGGUCCUUGAAGACACAGGUCCUUGUUUCAAAGAAUUAUGGUCAGGUUCUCACGAAGACAACAUAGUUCUUGGAAUAAGGAGGUUGGCAAUAAAGCCAAUAUGAUGAAAAACAGUGAGCUUCAGAUUUCAUACUGAGUAGUCAAAUAAAUCAAGAGGGUUGUAGUAUUAAUGAGCAGUGUCUCAGACCCAAAAAGCAGAUUUGAGCACCAAGAACAGUGAGAAGAGGUUUUGUAAAGGGUCCUUGAAGACACAGGUCCUUGUUUCAAAGAAUUAUGGUCAGGUUCUCACGAAGACAACAUAGUUCUUGGAAUAAGGAGGUUGGCAGUCCAGUCUUGAAGAUCAUAAAGAAGACAUGUGAAGCACACUGUCCUUAAGAGCAGAUCAAAACCUCAUAUAACACCAGAGACAACCAAGAUAUAGUCAUACAGUGAUUUUGACAAUGAUGGGUUUGUUGCAGCAUCUAGAAGACUAUAAGACCUUCAGUCACAGUGACAAAUGCAGCCAUAAAGCCAUAUUGGACUGACAAAAGACAGAGCAGUUAUCAAAUCUAAUGAUGAAGAGGUGUAUAGUUAAAGAACUUUGUAUUAAGACUCCAUCCAUGUGAAUACACCAUCAUGAAGGGCUAUCAAGCUAAUCAAAGGAAUAACUGUUGAAGUAUGAAAGCAAGGCCCCUGUCUUUUGCAGAGGUAAAGGAGUCAUCAGAAGUAAGGUUCCUGUCUCAGUCAUAAAGGAAUUGUCCCAGCUAUGAAGGGAAGAGCAGUCCUUGAAGAAUGAUGAAACAGAGGACAAGCAUUUUGUAUGAAUUCAGAACAAAUGCAAGAACACAGUCAUCUAAUGUUUAGAGACAGAGCAGUCAAUAAAGUUCUCACAGCUUCAACCACAGUCAAUGAGUGUAUGAAGGCAUAGGCAACAUUCAAGGUGCAGAAGUCACUGUUCAAACACAAAGGACAGCUUCAUAGUGAAAG
Molecule: messenger RNA, 5968 nt
Organism: Cryptomeria japonica (Japanese cedar)
Lineage: Eukaryota; Viridiplantae; Streptophyta; Pinopsida; Cupressales; Cupressaceae
Product: pentatricopeptide repeat-containing protein At3g24000, mitochondrial
Exons: 4
Coding region: 473-2617 (714 amino acids)
Biological process (GO): RNA modification
Molecular function (GO): RNA binding; protein binding; zinc ion binding
Source: RefSeq, a predicted model, not a curated record